Messenger RNA from Amphiprion ocellaris (clown anemonefish), 1367 nucleotides. It is a transcript of the gene fam50a, whose product is annotated as family with sequence similarity 50 member A. The transcript has 13 exons. Gene Ontology annotation, cellular component: nucleus. Lineage: Eukaryota; Metazoa; Chordata; Actinopteri; Pomacentridae. Gene Ontology annotation, biological process: chromatin organization. The coding region runs from base 135 to 1136 and encodes 333 amino acids. The record is from RefSeq and is a predicted model, not a curated record.
CCGUCUCCAUUUUUCUUGUUGUGGUACAGUUAGCUGUCUGCUCAUUGCUGGAAAAAUAUCAGGAUUUAACUCCUUUUGUCGGUGUUAAUAGUAUUUUUUCGUAUUUUGUUGUGAAUCUAAAGUAAAUAAAGAUCAUGGCUCAGUACAAAGGAGCCGCUAGUGAGGCGGGAAGAGCGAUGCAGCUCAUGAAGAAACGAGAGAAAGAAAGAGAACAACUGGAGCAGCUGAAACAGAAGAUAGCAGAGGACAACAUGGUGAAGUCCAACAUCGAUAAGAAGUUCUCGGCUCACUACGACGCCGUCGAGGCCGAGCUCAAGUCCAGCACAGUGGGUCUGGUGACGCUGAACGACAUGAAGGCCAAGCAGGAGGCUCUGGUGAAGGAGAGGGAGAAACAGCUGGCUAAGAAGGAGCAGUCCAAGGAGCUCCAGCUGAAACUGGAGAAGCAGAAAGAGAAGAAGAGGAAGGAGGAGCAGAAGAGGAAGAUAGCCAGUUUAUCAUUUAACCCUGAAGACGAGGAGGAGGAGGAGGAGGAGGAAAACGAGGAGGAAGAGCCGGACUAUGCUCCAGUUAAGAAGAAAAAACUUGGGAAAAAUCCAGAUGUGGAUACGAGUUUCCUUCCUGAUCGAGACAGAGAGGAGGAGGAGAACCGUCUCAGAGAGGAGCUUCGGCAGGAGUGGGAGUUAAAGCAGGAGAAGAUCAAGAGUGAGGAGAUCGAGAUCACUUUCAGUUACUGGGACGGUUCUGGACAUCGUAAAACCGUCAAGAUGAAGAAGGGAAACACCAUCCAGAACUUCCUGCAGAGAGCUCUGGAGGUCCUCAGGAAGGACUUCAGUGAGCUCAGGUCUGCUGGAGUAGAGCAGCUGAUGUACAUCAAAGAAGAUCUGAUUAUCCCACAUCACCACAGUUUUUACGACUUCAUAGUAACCAAAGCCAGAGGAAAAUCUGGGCCUCUGUUCAGCUUCGACGUCCACGAUGACAUCCGACUGGUGAACGACGCCACAGUGGAGAAAGAUGAGUCUCACGCAGGUAAAGUCGUGCUGAGGAGCUGGUACGAGAAGAACAAGCACAUCUUCCCGGCUAGUCGCUGGGAGCCAUACGAUCCUGAGAAGAAAUGGGACAAAUACACGAUCCGAUGAAACCCCCGUCUUCGUCAGUCCGUGGAACCCCCAGCGCCUUUUAUUUUCCACCUCAUCUUACGUUGUCGUCGUUUUUUCAAGAUGUGAGAAACUACCAGAUGAUGGCUUUACUUUGUAUCUAAACAACUGUUUUCCCUCCUGUUGUUGUCGACCUCUAGUCCAUGUGUAAAUAGCCCAUAAAUCACAAACAUGUUGGAGCACCUGUGCUGAAUAAAAGGAGCCUGAAUGUGA